This is a messenger RNA of Coffea arabica (coffee), 1544 nucleotides long. RefSeq names its product agmatine coumaroyltransferase-2-like. Gene Ontology annotation, molecular function: acyltransferase activity, transferring groups other than amino-acyl groups. The record is from RefSeq and is a predicted model, not a curated record. NCBI's taxonomy places the organism in Eukaryota, Viridiplantae, Streptophyta, Magnoliopsida, Gentianales, Rubiaceae.
UUUUCCUCCCAGCAUUAGUCACCAAACCCACUCAAAAAGAAAAAUGAGGGUCAGACUAGAGAGCUCAAGAAUCAUUAAGCCCUUGCAUGAAGGCAUCCCCCCAACAACAAAUCAUAUUCCCCUAAGUGUUUUUGAUAAGGUAACAUUUGAUGCCCACAUGGCCAUAAUAUAUGCCUAUCAUCCACCAAAUCCUCCAAAUGCUACCUUAGAGACGGGGCUUCGAAAGGCAUUAUCUGUCUAUCGAGAAUGGGCCGGAAGAUUGAGCAAAGAUAAUGAUGGUGAACCAAUCAUUCUUCUCAAUGAUGCCGGGGUGAGAUUUGUCGAGGCAUCGAUGGAUAUCGAGCUUGAUCAAGUAAUGCCUCUCAAACCAUCGGCAUUCUGUUUAAGCCUUCACCCGAGUAUACAAGGAAAUAUUCAAGAGUUGGUGCAAGUUCAAAUCACAAGAUUCACUUGCGGCUCAAUCGUGGUUGGCUUCACAGCUCACCACACUGUGGCUGAUGGGCAAGCCACAAGCAACUUUUUAGUUGCUUGGGGGCAAGCUUGUCGAGGGCUCGAAAUACAUCCCCUUCCUCUGCAUGAUCGGGGAAUUUUCAAGCCACGGGAUCCCCCUUGUAUAGAAUUUGAGCAUCGAGGGGUCGAGUUUAAGAACCCAAAACUCGAACAAUUCCACCCUCUCCUAGAUGAAGACGUCGACGGUGUUGCAGUGGAUCAAUUCCACUUCUCAUUAGGCUUUCUAGCCAAGCUCAAAGCAAAGGCUUCCUCUAGGAAUGGUAAUGACAAGUCCUAUAGCACAUUUGAGAGCUUGGUGGCACAUUUGUGGAAAGCUGUGACGAAAGCUCGUGGACUGAGUGCAUACCAAACAACAAGCGUGAGAAUUUCAGUCAAUGGUCGCAUGAGGAUGGAUCCAAGAAUUCCAAAUGAAUAUUUUGGCAAUUUGGUUCUAUGGGCACUUCCCACUGCAAAAGUCAAGGACUUGUUGCGUGAGCCAGUGCCAUACGGAGCCAAACUCAUUCAUGACACAGUUGCAAAUGUGAACGACAACUACUUUAGAUCAUUCAUCGACUUUGCAAGCCACAAGGUGAAAGAAGAGAACCUCGUGCCAGUUGUUGACAUGGGCCAAUCUGUAAUAGAAUGCCCUAAUUUGGACGUUAGCAGCUGGCUAAGGUUUCCGUUUUAUGACCUGGAUCUUGGAGGAGGGUCCCCUUAUGUUUUCAUGCCAUCUUAUUACCCUCUAGAGGGCACCAUUUUGCUUCUACCGUCUUUUAUUGGUGAUGGAAGCAUUGAUGCUGUUAUUGCACUAUUUGAAGACCAUUUGGCAGCCUUCAAGCUGAUUUGCUAUGAAUUGGAAUAGGAAAGAAGGGAUAAUGUCGUUCCCUGCUUGUUUUUUUUUUUUGGUUAAAGACGUCAUAGGAAAGAAGAGGAAUAGGAGAAUAAACCUUGAAUACGAGUGGGCAUACUGGGACAAGAAAUGCAUUUAGUUCAUGCUCAUCACCUCUUCGCUAUAAUAUGUUAUUGCUUGUUCUACAAUUUUUUUUAUUUCUCGA